AUGGCAGUACUGGUUUCUUCACAUAAUAGAUACUACACAAGCCCAAGCGUUCCACGUUUGACAGACGCUUUCCCUCGCGUACCAAUUAGUAAUGGGUUUUCGAAAGCUUACGGAGGCUCAAACAUUCAGGUGAUCAAUGGAUCCAUGGCCACUCUUGCUCUUGACAAGUCGUCAGGAUCUGGAUUGGUAUCUGUAAACAAAUAUCACUAUGGAUUCUUUAGUGCUGCCAUCAAGCUGCCUGCUGGUCUCACUUCUGGGGUUGUAGUGGCUUUCUAUCUGUCUAAUGCAGAUGUUUUCCCUCACAAUCAUGAUGAGAUUGACAUAGAGCUAUUGGGCCAUGAUAAAAGAAAUGAUUGGGUCAUUCAGACAAAUGUAUAUGCAAAUGGAAGUGUAAACACAGGAAGAGAAGAGAAGUUUUAUCUCUGGUUUGACCCAACACAACAGCAGCAUCAAUACAGCAUCAUCUGGAACAACCAUCAUAUAGUGUUUCUAGUGGACAAUAUCCCUUUAAGAGAGUUUCAGCAUAGCGGUUCCUUUUUCCCUUCAAAACCCAUGUCAGUUUAUGCAACAAUAUGGGAUGCCUCACAGUGGGCAACUCAUGGAGGAAAAUACCCAGUUAACUACAAAUAUGCACCGUUUAGAGUUUCGUUUGCAGAAAUGGAAAUGAGUGGCUGCAUAUCCAAUCCCACAGGAACAGUGACUUCAUGUUCUAAGAACACUCCUUCAAGCUUGGACCCAAUUGAAGGACCAGAGUUUGUAAAGUUGUCUAACCAGCAAAUUAGUGCUCUGGGUUGGGCAAGAAGUAAGCUAAUGUUUUACUCUUACUGUAAAGAUACAUCCAGGUUUAAAGUCAUGCCACCAGAGUGCAAAUAG
Molecule: messenger RNA, 873 nt
Organism: Prunus armeniaca (apricot)
Lineage: Eukaryota; Viridiplantae; Streptophyta; Magnoliopsida; Rosales; Rosaceae
Source: the annotation of a GenBank genome assembly